Molecule: messenger RNA, 3132 nt
Organism: Passer domesticus (house sparrow)
Lineage: Eukaryota; Metazoa; Chordata; Aves; Passeriformes; Passeridae
Product: serine/threonine-protein kinase PAK 3-like
Exons: 8
Coding region: 1541-2179 (212 amino acids)
Biological process (GO): regulation of axonogenesis; regulation of MAPK cascade; regulation of actin cytoskeleton organization
Cellular component (GO): cytoplasm
Molecular function (GO): ATP binding; protein serine/threonine kinase activity
Source: RefSeq, a predicted model, not a curated record
CUGUUCUCUGAAAAUGUCAAGGCAUUCUUUAGGCAAACUGCUGAGAGGAAGGGAACAUCCCCUCCUCUCCUGGAAUUCACUUUGCAAGAUUCUUUCUGCUCUGCAAAAAGCAGAUGUUGAUAAAAAUUCAUCCCAGAUCCCAGGGUGCAUUGAAUCUUUGGAAGUAUGUAAUCUUGUGCUGAAUCUCCCAAGAGAGUGUUUCUUCCCAAGAAAAUGAAGGCUCCUGAUUUUUCAGCCCUCCUUCCCAUUUGUAGAUGACAGCCGCUGGCCUUGGUGCCUGUUCUCUUCUGUUCUCUGUCUGCUCUGAUGGCUUUUCCAUGGACUUAGUUUCCCCUCAAGGCAACCCUGCAAAGGAGUGUGGGAGAAUCAGACUCUGUGCAGAGCUGCCUGUUUUGCUGGGGCUGCUGUUGUUGUUCUUGUUGAUGUUAUCAUUAGCUAAAAGACCACAAAUUGCUCAGAGCCCCAGAGAGUGGAGCUGGGUUUCAGAUCUCCUGCAAGCUCAAUCUCUCUGUUUUGAACUUUGCUUCUUGCAUUUUGUUUCUUUCAGGGUGUGUGGUGAGUGUGGAAGAUCCAGAAAAGAAGUACACUGGAUGGGAACAUCUUGGCAGUGGGUGAGUGCAGCCACACUUAUUUCUACAGAACCACAGGCCAGGAGUUUUGGUGGUGCAAUAGCAUGUGGGGAGUCAGGCAAGCUGCAAGCAUCUUCAGAGCCUGGCUCCAGAUUGUCCCUGUCUCACUACUGAGGCAGUACAAGGCAUCAUCAAAGAUAACUGGAUGCUGACAAUGUCUUGGCUGCCUCAAGGAGCAGGACCUGGAAGCCCUCCUGUCCCUCCAAGAUGGGGCAGCAGUUUGCCUAUUUUCCCAGGAGACAUGGUUUUGUAUGAUUCAAAGUAAUAUGGCCACACUCAUGAAGGAAGGAAAACCUGAGAGAGCAGGUUUUGUCUGUUGUUUCCCACCAGACAGCUGUCAGAUAACAGCUCUCAGUUGCAUUUCUUAGUAUUUUUCUGGAAACAAUAUUCAGUGGUCAGGAAAAUAAGAAAGGCUGUGUGGCAUUGCCUGAGUUUGGCAGGUAGGAUGAAAAGAGAGCAGUGAGAAGGCCCAGCAGCACUGUGUGUUUCAUUGCCUGGAAAGGCACGUCACAGGCACAGACACAAGAAGAAAAAGGCAGAGAAAACCCCUCCACAUGCAUAAGCUAGUGUGUACAUUGGAGAUUUCUAGCAGCCCUUUUUCUUCCUGUGGGAGCCAGCUUUUCUCUUGGACACUCUGCAUGGCAGAGGGCUGCUGGGCUGCUGUGCCCUUGGCUGAAGAGUAGACAAAGCCCAGUGUUUUAGAGCCACUGCAGGCAGUACAGAGCUCCUGCCUGGGCUGCCUUUUGCUCCUCAGCACUGAACAACUUCUCUGCUCUUGCCACUGUUCUGAUUCUAGGGGCUUUGGAGCUGUUUAUAAGGCCUUCAACACUGCCACAGGACAAGCGGUGGCUGUAAAGGAACUUUAUCUCCAGCACCAGGGCUGUGAGGGAAUAUUAAAAGAAAUCCUGCUCAUGAGAGAAAAUAAGAACGCCAAUAUUGUCAGCUACUUAGAAAGCUACCUUGUGGAUGAGGCUGUCCUGCUGGUGUUGGAAUAUAUGGAUGGAGGCUCCUUAGCUGAUGUGGUCACCGUGAGAAGGAUGGCUGUAGGACACAUAGCAACAGUGUGUCGGGAGUGCCUGCAAGGCCUGGCUUUCCUUCAUGCCAAGCAGGUGAUCCACAGAGACAUCAAAAGCGACAACAUCCUUCUGGGCCGGGACGGCUCCGUCAAGCUGGCUGAUUUUGGCCUCUGUGCUGUGCUCAGCCCUGAGCACAGGAAACGGAGGUCGAUGGUCGGGACCACUUACUGGAUGGCACCCGAGGUGGUGAGAAGAGAGCCUUACGGCCCCAAAGUGGACACCUGGUCCCUUGGGAUUGUGGGAAUAGAAAUGGCCACAGGAGAGGCUCCUUAUAUGCAGGAGACCAGUGUCAAGGCCAGCUACCUGAUAGGCAAGCAAGGGGUUCCAAAUCUGCACCAGCUCAGGCUACCCCCUGGCUUGUGUGAAUUUCUGGGCUGCUGCCUGCAGAUGGAUGUGGACAGGCGAGGCUCUGCCAAGGAACUUCUGCAGCAUCCAUUUCUGCAAUCAGCGGAGCCUCUCUUAAGCCUCUUCUGACAGCCUGAUUGCUGCCAUCCCUGCAGCAAGGGAAUGCAAGAAGCAAAGGAGAUGACAAGGUGUGAGAGUCUGUCCAAAACUUCCCUCAUUUUUUGCCUCUCGAUCGUCAUGAAAGCCAAGACCACCGGGGAAAGGGAAAGAUCCUGUUCUGAAAAUCCAGGUCUGUCUGGUCCACCAAGCCAGAUUAUUGCCUACGUGUGUGUUUGCUCAACUCAUGGAACAACACUGCACCCAAGAAGGGGCAGUGUGCUCUCCUUCGCCUGCAUCACCUAGCAACGCUAGUGCUGGAAUUUCUCCACCCUUCUGACUUGGCUGGACUUUCUCUCUGGAAUGACCUUUCUGGAGGUCACCACAAAAGGACCCUCCAUUCACCGUACAUCAACCACCGUGACAGAUGGACUGAGAUGGGAGAAGGUUCUCCCCUCAAGGACUGAGACGUGCGACCCCUACAUGGAAAAGCUCCCCUCUUUUCCCAAAAGGACUAAGACUGAAAUCCCCACCGUAGGGUGAGGGAAGGUAUGCGUGGGGCCCGGAGCAAGUUUUGCAAGCGACCACUGGACCGAGAAGACAAUGGUUCCUGCCUACGACAUCUGCUGCUGACGACGCCUGUUCCUGAUGGACUACUGAUGGACUCCUUGUACCCUUUAUCAAUAGACUAUUUUGAAAUGGGUCCCCUUCCCCCAUUUCAAAAGGACUAUAAAAAAGGUUAGACCUGACUGAUACCUUUCGAGAUCUCCCCUGACGUGAAGACGACAGGCCUCUUCGUCGAUCGGACUUCGAGGGACUUUGUCAUCUGCACGUCUGCCUCGACUCCUGAUAGGCACAGGAGGGAAAGAAAAGCUGCAGGAGCCCAACCUGUUUUCACCUUGCCUGUGUGACUUCCUGAGCUGCUGCCUGCAGAUGGACGAGGCGCGGCGCCGGUCUGCCAAGGAGCUCCUGCAGGUAAAAUGCAA